This is a messenger RNA of Geodia barretti, 1848 nucleotides long. NCBI's taxonomy places the organism in Eukaryota, Metazoa, Porifera, Demospongiae, Tetractinellida, Geodiidae. The record is from the annotation of a GenBank genome assembly.
CCCGCCUCUGGUGCUCGCCUCGGCGUCGCCCCGCCGACGUUCGCUUCUGGAGCAGAUCGGCUACGCGCCGGACGUUGUGGAGCCUGCGGCGCUCGACGAAGCGGUGCUUCCCGGCGAGCAGCCGGAGGCGCACGCGGCCCGGCUCGCCCAGGCCAAAGCCUCAGCCGUUUCAGCCCGCCAUCCGGGUGCGUUCAUCCUCGGCGCCGAUACGGUGGUGGCGUGCGGUCGGCGAAUCCUGGACAAGGCGGAGACCGAGGAGAGCGCGCGGCGCUGCCUCGCCCUCCUCUCCGGCCGGCGCCACCGGGUCUAUGGCGGGGUCACGGUGAUCGACCCCGAGGGCCGCGCGGUAAGCCGCCUGGUGCGCACCGCGGUGACGUUCAAGCGGCUCUCGGAAGAGGAGAUGGCGGCCUAUCUCGCCGGCGGCGAAUGGCGGGGAAAGGCCGGCGGUUACGCGAUACAGGGGCGGGCGGCGGCCUUCGUCCGCUUCGUCGGCGGCUCCUACACAAAUGUGGUGGGGCUGCCCGUUCACGAGACCUACCAGCUAUUGGUCGGCCUCGGCCUGCCGCCCCGGCCGCCCGGCGCCGGGGACUCAUGAGCAAGACGGCGCGCGAUGAGGCGGGCGGCCCGGCGAUCGACGAGCUGCUGAUCACCGCGAGCCCCUAUGGCAUGCGCGCAGCCGCGGUCGCGGCCGGUCGGCCGGUCGCGUUCUUCAUCGAACAUCGUGCGAAGCCCAGCCGCAUCGGCGAUCUGCAUGUGGCGCGCCCGCUCGGCAGGAUGAAGGGUAUCGACGCCUGCAUCGUCGAUAUCGGCGAGGGCGAGGAGGCAUUCCUUCAAGGGGCACGUAGCCUCGACGCCGAUGGCGCGCCACCGAUCGUGCAGAUCGUCUGCGACGCCUAUGAGGGCAAGCGCGCACGGGUCACGCGGCGAGCGGUGUUGGCGGGCCGCUUCGCUACCUUCAGGCCCGGCGGGCGCGGACUCGCCUUUUCCCGCCGCCUCCGCGAUCCCAAGGCUCGGCGCGCGCUCACAGCCGCGCUCGACGGGAUCGACAUGUCCAGCGGAGGGGUGACGAUCAGGGCCGCCGCGGGGGCGUGCCCGGACGAGGUGCCGGCCGCUGCCGCCGCGCUGGCGGCACGUUGGAAUGAGGUCCAAGCGUCGGCCAAGCGCGACCGGACCCCCCGGCGCCUCUGGCAGGCAGGCGGCCUGCUCGGGCGGCUGCUGCGCGACGUAGCGGUACCCGGAACCGCGUGUGUCGCCAUCGACGACCGUGCCCUGCUCGACCGGGCGGGCACGUUGGCCGCACGUGAGGCGCCGGAUCUCACGCCUGCCCUCUCAUACGCCGGCGCGGCACCGCCUGCGGGGCCGCUCUUCGAGCGCCACGAUUGCGCGGGCCGGCUCGCGGCUGCGCUCGAGCCCGAGGUCGUGCUGCCCGGCGGCGCCCGGCUCACGAUCGAGGAAACCCGCGCGCUCUGCGCGAUCGACGUGGACACGAGCCAAACCGCCCGAUGCCGCCGCAGCCGAGACCGCCGGCGCCGCCGGGCGCGAAAUCGUCCUGCGCAAUCUCGGCGGGUUGAUCGCGAUCGACUUCGCGGGCCGCGGCGGCACCCGCACCGGACGGCCCAGCUUGCCGCGCUCGGCGCGUGCACUCAAGGCCGACCGGACUCCCCACCGGGUGCUCGGCGUCACCGCCGGCGGGGUGGUGGAGGUCAACCGCCAGCGGCUCGGCCCGAGCCUGCGUCAGGCCCUGACCGAGCCCACUGGCGAUGCCUUCGGCGGGCGCAGGCUGCGGCUGGAUGCGGCGGCCCACGAGGCGGCAGACGCCGCCCGGCGCGAGGCGGCGAGCGGGGCUAG